Molecule: messenger RNA, 2403 nt
Organism: Solea solea (common sole)
Lineage: Eukaryota; Metazoa; Chordata; Actinopteri; Pleuronectiformes; Soleidae
Gene: dnase1l1
Product: deoxyribonuclease I-like 1
Exons: 9
Coding region: 167-1141 (324 amino acids)
Biological process (GO): DNA catabolic process
Cellular component (GO): nucleus
Molecular function (GO): DNA nuclease activity
Source: RefSeq, a predicted model, not a curated record
UCUGUCCAGAUACAGGUUUCACUAGAGAAGAAGAGAGAAGCGGUAAAGAAGGAAAGAAGGAAAUAAACAAACUGGAAAUCCGAAGAACCAAGCAGCUGUUGAGUGAGCGUCCUCGUCAUCUGCCUUUAUUCUUCUGCAGGGUUUGAGUCUCUGACAGCUCGGGGUCAUGAGGUCGUCGCUCCUCCUCCUCCUCGUCCUCCUCUCCUUCCUCGCAGGUGUGACACAUGUUCAGGGGGCGUCAGACUUCAGAGUGUGUGCCUUUAAUCUCCAUCACUUUGGAGAGUCCAAGUCCAAGAAGGCAGCUGUGAUGCACACUCUUUCCCGGAUCAUCACUCGCUGUGACGUGUGUUUGCUCCAGGAAGUGAGAGACAGUAAAGAGAAAGCUCUGCCGCUGCUGAUUUCACGUCUCAACAGCUAUGACACCAAACAUCGGUAUGAUGCUGUGGCCAGUGAGAGGCUGGGCAGGUCUGAGUCGUACCAGGAGCAGUACGUGUUUGUUUACAGGACGGACACGGUGACCGUCACCGGACAGUACCAGUAUCCAGACGAUCAGCUGGGAGAUGCUUUUUCCAGAGAGCCUUUCGUUGUCCGCUUCAAAGCCCCAAAUACAGCGAUAAAGGAGUUUGUCCUCAUACCUCAACACACCACUCCGACCAACACCACCAGGGAGCUCGACUCGCUGUACGACGUCUUACAACAUGUGAAAAAUAUGUGGAAAACAGAGAAUGUGAUACUUCUUGGAGACUUCAACGCGGACUGUGGCUACCUCGCUAAGAAGAACAGGAAGUACGUGCGUCUGAUUACAGACACAAGUCUCAUUUGGCUCAUAAAGGAUAAAACGGACACCACGGUGCGAUCGACCACCUCCUGCACCUACGACAGGAUCGUUGUGAACGGGGAGAGAUUUCUCAGAGAAAUUGUGCCAUUUUCAGCCAAACCAUUUAACUUCCAAACAGAAUACAGACUCACAGAUGAGCAGGCACUGGACGUGAGCGACCACUACCCGGUGGAAGUCCUGCUGAAAGUUGUCAAAUCACGAUUCCCCUUCAACGGAGCCACUUCUUUGACGUUAAGUGGCAUCAAGGAGACUCUGUCAAAGCUCUGCUCUUUUUUUCUCCUCAAACAUCUCGUGGUAGUUUAAAGUCUCUGUGUAAAGCGAUGGAGAAAAAUACCUAACUUUGUCACCCCACAGGAAAUAUAGGGGUGGAAGUGUUUGGUUUCAAAUCAUUAUUUAGAGCACCUUAAUUUGUUAAUCAUUUGUGAUUAUCGUAUUGUACGAGGAAGGAUGACGAUAUAUCUCCAAAUUGAUAUUAUAACCCUCCCCUAUUGUUCAUCAUUUUCCUGACUCAUUAGACUCUAUACUGCCCCUGUGGUUUCCUCGUGGUAUUUCUCUGUUUCGUCCGCCAUCGGAAGCUCUCCUGCGACAGACGAAAGUAUAAAUGAGCCAUAGACAUAUUCGCUUUAGUGUGAACCAGUGGAGUGGCUCAGUGGAGUGGCUCAGUGGUUAAGACCAGAAACCCUGUGUGCGAAAGACAUCAUGGUCCCAAGUUCGAUUCCACCCCUGGCUGAUUGUACUCAAUUCCAUUGUAAGUCGCUUUGGAUAAAAGCGUCUGCUAAAUGACAUGUUAUGUAACCAAAGCAGCUGGUUUGGCCACAGUCCUGCUCUAUGUCGCCCUCUGUCUCUAUCUGUGGUAACUGCAGCCUCACAUUCAGGUUAAAGGUUACAGGACAAAGACAUUUCAGCUCUCAAACCAAAGGUAAUAUUGUCACAGCAGGUACAGUUAAUCACGGGUGAGCAGUAAAACAGUUUAUAUAUCAUUACAGUGUUUUAUGCCAAUGAUGACUCCAGAGCGUCAUGAGACAUGUUUUUUUAAAAGCCUUAAAAAUCCUGAAGAGGAAGUCUUUACUGCAUAUUUGUAUUUAAAAAAAAAUAUGUUUUUAGCCACUAUUUUUUAACAUAUGCUAUAUAAUGUGUAAAAAGGAGAAACUCUUUAAUAUAUACCUUAUAUGCUGAGUGUGUGUGUGUGUGUGUCUGUGUGUGUGUCUGUGUGUAUAUAUACAUGUAUAAACAGUAUCUCAGGGCAACUGAUGCCAUGGACUGAUGUAAACACAGCUGUGCCAAACAUCGCUGUUGUUAGCAGAAAUAACCCUCUAUAUUGGGUUUAAGGUUAAAAGGGAAAGUGCAGUGUUAAAUACUUUUGAUUUUGGGUCGGGGGGGAUGUCCAUGAAAUAAUCUGAAAUUGUUCCAAUUUGUACUUUAAGAAACAAAAUAUUAGUCUAUUGAUCCUGAAUUGUAUCCUUUAAACUAUGUGUGUGAAUGCAUUUGGCAUUAAAUGUGAUUCUAAGUGGGUUUGGAAAUGUUUUUAAAAAGUCUGAAAUUUGAUUUGUGAGUAUCCUGAUUGA